Corythoichthys intestinalis (scribbled pipefish) is the source of this 10173-nucleotide messenger RNA. RefSeq names its product neuroblast differentiation-associated protein AHNAK-like. The record is from RefSeq and is a predicted model, not a curated record. NCBI's taxonomy places the organism in Eukaryota, Metazoa, Chordata, Actinopteri, Syngnathiformes, Syngnathidae. The annotation marks the transcript as partial. Gene Ontology annotation, cellular component: costamere; nucleus; cytoplasm. The transcript has 5 exons. Gene Ontology annotation, biological process: regulation of RNA splicing. Gene Ontology annotation, molecular function: protein binding.
AAUCCUAAUCCUGUUUGCUUUUCUGCCAACAGAAGUCAAGAAAACAAGAACCAACGCAUCGUACUGAAGCCCUUGGCCUCGCUUGAGCUAUCCAAGGAAAACCAGGGAGUGACAUUCUUUCCCGCCAGGGCUUGAACAAACAAGAAAUAAAACAAGAUGGCUGAAGAAGAAGAAACAAGGGAAGUGCUCUUUCCAGAUUGGGAAGGUCCAGAUAAAACUGGGCUGACUAUUGAACAGACACGGGAAGGAGAGAUCUUUGUAAAAGAAGUGAAAGGAGAGUCACCUGCAGCGCGAUCUGGGAAAGUAUAUGAAGGUGACCAGAUUGUGGGUGCAACAAUCUAUUUUGACAACAUGAGCUCAGAAGAAACAGCUGAGCUGCUGAAGACACUUAACCGUCACAAGGUUGGAUUGAAACUACAGAAUAAAGACAAAUCCCCAUGCUGCUCUCCCUUGAGAUCACCAUGUCGUUCCCCAAUGGGUACUUUGACAUGGGAGGGAAAAUUAGGAAGCUCCAGUCCAGACAUCAUUCUUAGUGGAGAUGAUGAGGACUAUAAAAGGAUUUACACACGGAAGAUCAAACCGAGGCUUAAGUCUGAAGACCUUGCAGAAGGCGUAGAUGUGCGUACGGAGCGGCAUAGCAGCACAAGUAGUGAUGGCAGCACAAUUACGACUGUCACACGCCGCAUCACCACUUAUACUGUGGACAUGCCAGUUGGCAUAAGUGAGCACCUUGAAUUUUCAAGCCCAGAUUUCAAGGGGCAAAGGCAGGAAUUAGGGGAUAGUUCUUCAGGAAUAAGAAUUUCACAUGGCAGCCCAACCAGAAUAGUUGGAGCUGAAGGAGGAGUUUUGGAUAUAGGCAAGCUAAGGGAAAGUUCAAACACUGGUAGUAGGCAUGUUUUUGUGGGAGCGAUGGGACCAAGUGAGGUAUUCAAAACUGAUAAUGAGAAUGGAGGGUCAAUUCAUGCAUCUGUAACAGAAAAAGGAAGACAGAUUAUUGUGACAUCCACAGAUAAAACACAAGGGGGUGAGGGAACAAAUGUGAAUUUACCUGAAUCAGGCUCUAUUCAUAUUCCCAACAUUUCAUUGAGUGGAGGUUUUGCAGAUGCUGCAAGUGAAUUGAAAGGGCCUUCUGCAAAUACAUCUGUCAGCAUCCAAACUAAAAAGUACCACGUUCACGGUCCAGGCAUUAGUCUUGAGCAGAAAGAGGGAGAUUUCAAAAUGCCUCAGGUAAAUAUAACAUCACAUAUGACAAAGGGUUCAAAUUUUGACAUGAAACCACACGACAUUGACAUUAGUCAGACUGGCCCAGAGAUGAAAGGAAAAGUGAAUGUAUCAACUCGAAAGAUGGAUGGGAAAGUAAAAAUACCAGAUGUGGUAAUCCAGGGUCCAGAGGUAGACAUGGAAGGACACAAAGGCGAUGGAAUACAGUUUGGUAAAGAUAUUCGCAAAUCUGAAAUCUCAGGCCCAAGUAUUACUAUGCCAAACGUGGAACUGAAUCUGAAGGGCAACAAAGUUAAAGGUGAAAUAGAUGUGUCACCAGGACAUAUCAAACAAAAUAUAGACACACCAGAGAUUGAAGUGACAGGCAUAAAAAUUGACAAUGACACAACGGGUAAUAUUGACUUUUCCAAAAUAAAAUUGCCAACAUUUGGUUUAAAAAGUCAGGAAGCCCAGGGCCCAGACAUUAACAUAAAUCUGAGCAAGGCUGAGAUUGAUGUCAAAGGCCCUGAGUUUUCAGGCCCAAAUUUGACAGAGGCAGUAAACAUCUCAGGACCAAAAAGCUCUUUGGCUAAAAUGGAUGUCAAUCUAAAAGGUCCAAAACUCAAAGGGGACGCACAUGUGUCUGUCCCAAAUAUUGAUGGAGAUAUCAAGGUGCCUGACAUUGACAUCAAAGGCCCAAAUGUAGACAUUAAGGGUUACAAGGCUGGUGAUGUUGAUAUCAACCUUCCUAAGGCUAAUAUUGACAUUAAAGUCCCUGAAGUAGGUGUAAGUCUCCCCAAAACUGACUUAAAUAUCAAGGGUCCAAAUUUAGAGAUUGAACCACCAGAUGCUGGCAUUGACAGUCAACGUUGGAAGCUCAAGGGACCCAAUCUGAAGAUGCCAAAAAUAUCAGGUUCAAAUGUCAACAUGCCAAAUGUGGAUUUCGAUCUUCAAGGCCCUAAUUUCAAAGGUGAUUUGGAUGUGUCAGUUUCAAAUGUUGAGGGGGAUAUCAAAUCACCGGAAAUUGACAUCAAAGCCCCAAAGAUUGACAUCAAAGGCCCAAACGUCGACCUUGAGGAUCCCAAGGGUGGAUUUAAAAUGCCCAAAAUUAAAACGCCAGAAUUUGGCUUCAAAGGUCCUAAACUAGAGGGUCCUCAAGUUGACAUCAACCUUCCCAAGGCCAAUAUUGAUGUCAAAGUCCCUGAAGUUGAUGUCAGUCUUCCCAAACUGGAUUUAGACACUAAAGGCUCAAAAUUAGACAUUGAAGGACCAGAUGUUGAAAUUGACAGUUCGGGUUCGAAGAUCAAGGGACCAAACCUUAAAAUGCCAAAAAUCUCAAAACCAAACAUUUCAAUGCCAGAAAUGGGUUUCCAUCUGAAAGGUCCUGAACUCAAAGGUGAUGUGGAUGUAUCUCUUCCAAAAACUGAGGGAGAUAUUGAAGCACCAGACGUGGCCAUCAAAGGCCCAGAAAUUGACAUUAAGGGCCCUAGUGGUGGAUUUGAAAUGCCCAAAAUUAAAAUGCCAGCAUUUGACUUCCAAGGGCCAAAAAUAGAGGGCCCUGAUGUUGGUAUCAAUCUUCCAAAAGCUAAUGUUGAUGUCAAAGUCCCUGCAGUGGAUGUUAGUCUCCCUAAAACUGAUUUAGACAUCACGGGUCCUGAUGUUGAUGUUGAAGUACCAGAUGUCGACAUCGGGAGUCCAGGUUGGAAAAUAAAAGGACCUAAACUGACGAUGCCAAAAAUCCCAAAGCCAAACAUCUCAAUGCCAGAAAUGGAUUUCCGUUUAAAAGGGCCGAAACUAAAAGGGGAUGUUGAUGUAUCAGUACCGAAAGUUGAAGGAGACAUUGAAGCACCAGAAGUAGAUAUCAAAUGCCCAAACAUUGACAUUAAAGGUGCCAAGGGGGGAUUUGAAAUGCCCAGAAUCAAAAUGCCAGAAUUUGACAUGAAAGGUCCAAAAUUGGAGAGUCCUGAUGUUGACAUCAAUCUUCCAAAGGCCAAUAUUGAUGUAAAAGUCCCUGAAGUUGAUGUCAGUGUCCCUAAAGCGGAUUUAGACAUCAAGGGGCCAGAUUUUGAUGUUGAAGUACCAGAUGCCGACAUUGGGAGUCCUGGUUGGAAGAUAAAAGGACCUAAACUGAAGAUGCCAAAAAUCCCGAAGCCAAACAUAUCAAUGCCAGAAAAGGGAUUGCAGCUAAAAGGUCCAAAACUCAAAGGGGAUAUUGAUGUAUCGAUACCAAAAGUGGAAGGAGACAUUGAAGCACCAGGAGUGGACAUCAAAGGCCCAAAAGUUGACAUCGAGGGCCCCAAGGGUGCAUUUGAAAUGCCAAAAAUCAAAAUGCCAGAAUUUGGCUUAAAAGGUCCAAAUAUAGAGGGUCCUGGUGUUGCCAUCAACCUUCCCAAGGCGAAUAUUGAUGUCAAAGUCCCAGAAGUUGAUGUCAGUCUCCCUAAAACUGAUUUAGACAUCACAGGUCCUGAUUUUGAUGCUGAAGUACCAGAUGUCGACAUCGGGAGUCCAGGUUGGAAAAUAAAAGGACCUAAACUGAAGAUGCCAAAAAUCCCGAAGCCAAACAUAUCAAUGCCAGAAAUGGGAUUGCAGCUAAAAGGUCCAAAACUCAAAGGGGAUAUUGAUGUAUCGAUACCAAAAGUUGAAGGAGACAUUGAAGCACCAGGAGUGGACAUCAAAGGCCCAAAAGUUGACAUCGAGGGCCCCAAGGGUGGAUUUGACAUGCCCAAAAUCAAAAUGCCAGAAUUUGGCUUUAAAGGUCCAAAAAUAGAGGGUCCUGAUGUCGACAUGAAUCUUCCAAAGGCCAAAAUUGAUGUCAAAGUCCCUGAGGUUGAUGUCAAUCUCCCUAAAACUGAUUUAGACAUCAAAGGUCCUGAUGUUGAUGUUGAAGUCCCAGAUGUCGACAUCGGGAGUCCAGGUUGGAAAAUAAAAGGACCUAAACUGAAGAUGCCCAAAAUUCCGAAGCCAAACAUAUCAAUGCCAGAAAUGGGAUUGCAGCUAAAAGGUCCUAAACUCAAAGGGGAUGUUGAUAUAUCUGUACCAAAAGUUGAAGGAGACAUUGAAGCACCAGAAGUGGACAUCAAAGGCCCAAAAGUUGACAUCGAGGGCCCCAAGGGUGGAUUUGACAUGCCCAAAAUCAAAAUGCCAGAAUUUGGCUUUAAAGGUCCAAAAAUAGAGGGUCCUGAUGUCGACAUGAAUCUUCCAAAGGCCAAAAUUGAUGUCAAAGUCCCUGAGGUUGAUGUCAAUCUCCCUAAAACUGAUUUAGACAUCAAGGGUCCUGAUGUUGAUGUUGAAGUACCAGAUGUCGACACGGGGAGUCCGGGUUGGAAAAUAAAAGGACCUAAACUGAAGAUGCCAAAAAUCCCGAAGCCAAACAUAUCAAUGCCAGAAAUGGGAUUGCAGCUAAAAGGUCCUAAACUCAAAGGGGAUGUUGAUAUAUCUGUACCAAAAGUUGAAGGAGACAUUGAAGCACCAGAAGUGGACAUCAAAGGCCCCAAAGUUGACAUCAAGGGCCCAAGUGGUGGAUUUGACAUGCCCAAAAUCAAAAUACCAGAGUUAGGCUUUAAAGGUCCAACAUUAGAAAGUCCUGAUGUUGACAUCCAUCUUCCUAAGGCUAAUAUUGAUGUCAAAGUCCCUGAAGUUGAUGUCAGUCUCCCUCAAACUGAUUUAGACAUAUCAGGACCAGAUGUAGAUCUUGAUGUACCAGAUGUCCACAUAGAUAGUCCAGGUUGGAAAAUGAAGGGACCAAAACUGAAGAUGCCUAAAAUCUCAAAGCCAAACAUAUCAAUGCCAGAAAUGGAUUUCCAUCUGAAAGGUCCUAAACUCAAAGGGGAUGUUGAUAUAUCUGUACCAAAAGUUGAAGGAGAUAUUGAAGCACCAGACGUGGCCAUCAAAGGCCCAGAAAUUGACAUUAAGGGCCCUAGUGGUGGAUUUGAAAUGCCCAAAAUAAAAAUGCCAGCAUUUGGCUUCAAAGGGCCAAAAAUAGAGGGCCCUGAUGUUAAUAUCAAUCUUCCAAAAGCCAAUGUUGAUGUCAAAGUACCUGCAGUGGAUGUCAGUCUCCCUAAAACGGAUUUAGACAUCAAGGGUCCAGAUUUCAAUGUUGAUGUACCAGAUGUCGACAUCGGGAGUCCGGGUUGGAAAAUAAAAGGACCUAAACUGAAAAUGCCCAAAAUCUCAAAGCCAAACAUUUCAAUGCCAGAAAUGGAUUUCCAUUUAAAAGGGCCAAAACCUAAAGGGGAUAUUGACGUAUCACUGCCAAAAGUUGAAGGAGACAUUGACACACCAGACGUGGCCAUCAAAGGCCCAGAAAUUGACAUUAAGGGCCCUAGUGGUGGAUUUGAAAUGCCCAAAAUAAAAAUGCCAGCAUUUGGCCUGAAAGGGCCAAAAAUAGAGGGCCCUGAUGUUGAUAUCAAUCUUCCAAAAGCCAAUAUUGAUGUCAAAGUCCCUGAAGUUGAUGUCAGUCUCCCUAAAACAGAUUUAGACAUCAAGGGUUCUGAUUUUGAUGUUGAAGUACCAGAUGUCAACAUCGGGAGUCCGGGCUGGAAAAUAAAGGGACCUAAACUGAAGAUGCCCAAAAUCCCAAAGCCAAACAUCUCAAUGCCUGAAAUGGAUUUCCACCUAAAAGGGCCGAAACUAAAAGGGGAUGUUGAUGUAUCAGUACCAAGAGUUGAUGGAGACAUUAAAGCACCAGAAGUGGAUAUCAAAGGCCCAAAUAUUGAUAUUAAGGGUCCCAAUGGUGCAUUUGAAAUGCCAAAACUCAAAGUGCCAGAAUUUGGCUUGAAAGGUCCAAAAGUAGAGGGUCCCGAUGUUGCCAUCGCCCUUACCAAGCCCAAUAUUGAUGUCAAAGUCCCAGAAGUUGAUGUUAGUCUCCCUAAAACUGAUGUAGACAUCACUGGACCAGAUAUAGAUGUUCAACUACAAGAGGCUGAAAUAGACAGUCCAGGUUGGAAAAUAAAGGGACCUAAACUGAAGAUGCCAAAAAUUUCAAUGCCAAACAUCACAAUACCAGAACUGAAUUUAAUAAAAGGUCCGAAACUCAAAGGGGAUGUUGAUGUAUCACUGCCAAAAGUUGAAGGAGACAUUGACGCACCAGAAAUCGACAUCAAAGGCCCUAAGAAUGGAUUUGAAAUGCCUAAAAUUAAAAUGCCAGAAUUGAGCUUGAAAGGUCCAAAACUUGAAGGUCCCAAUGUUGAUAUCAAUCUUCCAAAGGCCAAUAUUGAUGUCAAAGUCCCUGAAGUGGAUGUCAGUGUCCCUACAGCUGAUUUAGACAUCACGGGUCCAGAUUUUGAUGUUGAAGCACCAGAUGUCGACAUUGGGAGUCCAGGUUGGAAGAUAAAAGGACCUAAACUGAAGAUGCCCAAAAUCCCAAAGCCAAACAUCUCAAUGCCAGAAAUGGAUUUCCAUGUGAAAGGUCCUAAAUUCAAAGGGGAUGUUGAUGUAUCACUGCCAAAAGUUGAAGGCGACAUUAAAGCACCAGAAGUGGAUAUCAAAGGCCAAAAAAUUGACAUCAAAGGCCCCAGUGGUGGAUUUGAAAUGCCCAAAAUCAAAAUGCCACAAUUUAGCUUGAAAGGUCCAAAAGUAGAGGGUCCCGAUGUUGCCAUCAACCUUCCCAAGCCCAAUAUUGAUGUCAAAGUCCCAGAAGUUGAUGUCAGUCUCCCUAAAACUGAUUUAGACAUCAGGGGACCAGAUAUAGAUGUUCAACUACCAGAAGCUGAAAUCGACAGUCCAGGUUGGAAAAUAAAAGGACCUAAACUGAAGAUGCCAAAAAUUUCAAUGCCAAACAUUGCAAUGCCAGAACUGGAUUUAAAUCUAAAAGGUCCGAAACUCAAAGGGGAUAUUGAUGUAUCACUGCCAAAAGUUGAAGGAGACAUUGACGCACCAGAAAUGGACAUCAAAGGCCCAAAAAUUGACAUUAAAGGCCCUAAGAAUGGAUUUGAAAUGCCCAAAAUUAAAAUGCCAGAAUUGAGCUUGAAAGGUCCAAAACUUGAAGGUCCCGAUGUUGACAUCAAUCUUCCAAAGGCCAAUAUUGAUGUCAAAGUCCCUGAAGUGGAUGUCAGUGUCCCUAAAGCAGAUAUAGACAUCAAGGGGCCAGAUUUUGAUGUCGAAGUACCAGAUGUCGACAUUGGGAGUCCGGGUUGGAAGAUAAAAGGACCUAAACUGAAGAUGCCCAAAAUCCCAAAGCCAAACAUCUCAAUGCCAGAAAUGGAUUUCCAUCUAAAAGGGACGAAACUAAAAGGGGAUGUUGAUGUAUCAAUACCAAAAGUUGAAGGCGACAUUGCAGCACCAGAAGUUGAUAUCAAAGGCCCAAAUAUUGAUAUCAAGGGCCCCAAGGGUGCAUUUGAUAUGCCAAAAAUCAAAAUGCCACAAUUUGGCUUGAAAGGUCCAAAAGUAGAGGAUCCCGAUGUUGCCAUCAACCUUCCCAAGCCCAAUAUUGAUGUCAAUGUCCCAGAAGUUGAUGUCAGUCUCCCUAAAACUGAUUUAGACAUCACGGGACCAGAUAUAGAUGUUCAACUACCCAAAGCUGAAAUAGACAGUCCAGGUUGGAAAAUAAAGGGACCUAAACUGAAGAUGCCAAAAAUUUCAAUGCCAAACAUCGCAAUGCCAGAACUGGAUUUCAAUCUAAAAGGUCCGAAACUCAAAGGGGAUAUUGAUGUAUCACUGCCAAAAGUUGAAGGAGACAUUGACGCACCAGAAAUGGACAUCGAAGGCCCAAAAAUUGACAUUAAAGGCCCUAAGGGUGGAUUUGAAAUGCCCAAAAUUAAAAUGCCAGAAUUGAGUUUGAAAGGUCCAAAACUUGAAGGUCCCGAUGUUGACAUCAAUCUUCCAAAGGCCAAUAUUGAUGUCAAAGUGCCUGAAGUAGAUUUCAGUGUCCCUAAAGCUGAUUUAGACAUCAAGGGGCCAGAUUUUGAUGUUGACGCACCAGAUGUCGACAUUGGGAGUCCGGGUUGGAAAAUAAAAGGACCUAAACUGAAGAUGCCCAAAAUCCCAAAGCCAAACAUUUCAAUGCCAGAAAUGGACUUGAAUCUUAAAGGUCCUAAACUCAAAGGGGAUGUUGAUGUAUCAGUACCCAAAGUUAAAGGAGACAUUGAAGCACCAGAAGUAGACAUCAAAGGCCUCAAAAUUGACACUAAAGGCCCAAAGGGUGGAUUUGAAAUGCCCAAAAUUAAAAUGCCAGACUUUGGCAUUAAAGGUCCAAAAAUAGAGGGUCCUAAUGUGGACGUCAAUCUUCCAAAGGCCAAUAUUGAUGUCAAAGUCCCUGAAGUGGAUAUCAAUGUCCCUAAAGCUGAUUUAGACAUCAAGGGGCCAGAUUUUGAUGUUGAAGCACCAGAUGUCGACAUUGGGAGUCCGGGUUGGAAAAUAAAAGGACCUAAACUGAAGAUGCCCAAAAUCCCAAAGCCAAACAUUUCAAUGCCAGAAAUGGAUUUCCAUCUUAAAGGCCCUAAACUCAAAGGGGAUGUUGACGUAUCAGUACCAAAAAUUAAAGGAGACAUUGAAGCACCAGAAAUAGACAUCAAAGGCCCCAAAAUCGACACCAAAGGGCCAAAGGGUGGAUUUGAAAUGCCCAAAAUUAAAAUGCCAGACUUUGGCUUUAAAGGCCCAAAAAUAGAGGGUCCUGAUGUGGACUUCAAUCUUCCAAAGGCCAAUAUUGAUGUCAAAGUCCCUGAAGUGGAUUUCAGCGUCCCUAAAGCUGAUUUAGACAUCAAGGGGCCAGCUUGUGAUGUUGAAGCACCAGAUGUUGACAUCGGGAGUCCGGGUUGGAAAAUAAAAGGACCUAAACUAAAGAUGCCCAAAAUCUCAAAGCCAAACAUCUCAAUGCCAGAAAUGGAUUUCCAUCUGAAAGGUCCUAAACUCAAAGGAGAUGUUGAUAUAUCUGUACCAAAAGCUGAAGGAGACAUUGAAGCACCAGAAGUGGAUAUCCAAGGCCCAAAAAUGGACAUUAAAGGCCCCAAAGGUGGAUUUGAAAUGCCCAAAAUAAAAAUGCCAGAAUUUGGCUUUAAAGGGCCAAAAAUAGAGGGUCCGGAUGUUGACAUCAAUCUCCCAAAAGGCAGUAUUGAUGUCAAUGUCCCUAAAGUGGAUGUCAGUCUCCCUAAAACUGAUUUAGACAUCAAGGGUCCAGAUUUUGAUGUGGAAGCACCAGAUGUUGACAUCGGGAGUCCGGGUUGGAAAAUAAAAGGACCUAAACUGAAGAUGCCCAAAAUCUCAAAGCCAAACAUCUCAAUGCCAGAAAUGGAUUUCCAUCUGAAAGGUCCUAAACUCAAAGGAGAUGUUGAUAUGUCUGUACCAAAAGUUGAAGGAGACAUUGAAGCACCAGAAAUGGACAUCAAAGGUCCGACAAUUGACAUUAAGGGCUCCAGUGGUGGAUUUGAAAUGCCAAAAAUCAAAAUGCCAGAAUUUGGCUUUAAAGGGCCAAAAUUAGAGGGUUCUGAUGUUGACAUCAAUCUUCCAAAAGCCAAUAUUGAUGUCAAAGUCCCUGCAGUGGAUGUCAGUCUCCCUAAAACAGAUUUAGACAUCAAGGGUCCUGAUUUUGAUGUUGAAGUACCAGAAGUCGACAUUGGGAGUCCGGGCUGGAAAAUAAAAGGACCUAAACUGAAGAUGCCCAAAAUCCCAAAGCCAAACAUCUCAAUGCCAGAAAUGGAUUUCCAUCUAAAAGGGCCGAAACUAAAAGGGGAUGUUGAUGUAUCAGUACCAAGAGUUGAAGGAGACAUUGAAGCACCAGAAGUGGAUAUCAAAGGCCCAAAUAUUGAUAUCAAGGGCCCUAAGGGUGCAUUUGAAAUGCCAAAAAUCAAAAUGCCAGAAUUUGGCUUGAAAGGUCCAAAAGUAGAGGGUCCCGAUGUUGCCAUCAACCUUCCAAAGGCCAAUAUUGAUGUCAAAGUCCCAGAAGUUGAUGUCAGUCUCCCUAAAACUGAUUUAGACAUCACGGGACCAGAUAUAGAUGUUCAACUACCAAAAGCUGAAAUAGACAGUCCAGGUUGGAAA